GUUUCCAGUCAGAAGUGCACUUUAAACAUAAAGUCGCACCUCGUUGGAAAAGGGAUUAACCAGGCUGCCUAUUACUGCCUCUUUGUACGGUUGUUAGCCGCUUUUAAUAACAAACACCGACUUUUUGACAGCGAUCAGAGGUAUUUUAUCAAGAAAUAAAAAUGUAUUCAAACUACAGCAAGACAGUAGAUAUGAGCGUAGCAAAGAACCAAGCAGAGACGUAUCUAACGUCUCCGUUUUGGUUUCGUAAGAUGGUGACAUAUUUUCGGCGUUUGGACAUUGACAAUGACGGUACAAUUACAAUUGAAGAAUGGAUGGAAUUGAUUAAGCGAUUCCAAGCAAAGCAAAAUGAUAAGAAAAGUGAAGAUCGGGUGAAAGAGACUUUAAUGAGGAUGUGGAAAGAGUUUAUGGGAAGUACAAAGGAAAGUAUGUCAUUACACGACUGGCUCCUUUGCGCUGUGGAGAUACCACUUCAACGUAAGAACAAUGGCAUGUCUCAAUUAAUAACCGACUUCUCGAGGGUGUUCUUCCAAACACUUGAUACGAACAACGACCAAGAGAUAUCAAUGGAAGAAUUUGAAAACUUUUUUGAUUGCUUCCAAAUCAACCCCAACUUUACUCCCAUUGCGUUUAAGCUCAUUGAUACCAACGAAGACGGUAGUAUCAGCUUUAAUGAAUUCCGUCAUAGUCUCAAAGAUUUCUUUGUCAAUUUAGAUGAAAACUCCAAAGGAAAGUGCUUCUUUGGACCGCUGAUAUAUGACCAAGUUGAAGCGCAUAAACACAAGAAAGAGGACUACCUGGCGAGCAGCUACUGGCAGAGGAAAAUGAAGACGUACUUCAGUCGCCUGGACGCGGAUGGUGAUGGGGAAGUUACUCUGGAUGAAUGGAACAUGGUGAUUCAACGGUUCUCUGAGAUUUGUUGUCAUGAGAGAAAGAACGCAAUUACUUCAUCAUUAAUGAAAAUGUGGCUAGUGUAUAAAGGAGGUUCGAAGAAAUCCCUAACCCUGGAUGAAUGGAUGACAAAGUGUGCAUUGGGGCCUUCAACAAGUCAUCGCCUGGACACAAAUACGCUGUACCGUCGCUUCGCUCAGAUUUACUUCAAGGCAAUAGACUUGGACGGAGACGGCGUAAUCUCACAAGCUGAGCAUGAAGCUUUCUUCAAAUGUUUAGGAAUAGAUCAGAAAUGGUCAAAAGAAGCGUUCGACUCGUUAGACAUUAAUAAAGAUGGAGCUAUUAGCUUUCAAGAAUUCUGUGAUGGAUUUUUAGAAUUUUUCUUUAAUUUGGACGAGAAAAGAAAUCACGGUGAUCUUUUCUUUGGUCCACUGCUCUAGAAUUUUGAUGCAUAACGUAUUUAUAAUGUGGGGUGUAGUCCAGACAGAUUCAAACGUAGGAGAGCCAA
Molecule: messenger RNA, 1399 nt
Organism: Owenia fusiformis
Lineage: Eukaryota; Metazoa; Annelida; Polychaeta; Sabellida; Oweniidae
Source: the annotation of a GenBank genome assembly